AUGCAAAAACAGGCCACGUUAUUGGCCCUUUUCGCCAUUAUUCUCGCACUGUUUAUCAGUACAUCUUCUGUUCAAGCUGCUGAUGAUAAAGAAGCAUAUGGAACUGUCAUUGGUAUUGAUUUGGGUACAACUUACUCUUGUGUUGCUGUUCAAAAGAAUGGACGUGUUGAAAUUAUUGCCAACGAUCAAGGUCACCGUAUCACUCCCUCCUAUGUUGCUUUCACUGACGAUGAACGUUUGAUCGGUGAUGCCGCCAAGAACCAAUUCUCUGCUAACCCUGAACGUACUGUCUUUGAUGCUAAGCGUCUUAUUGGUCGUCGUUUCAACGACAAGGAAGUUAAGAAUGACUCCAAGCAUUUCCCCUUCACUGUCGUCAACAAGAAUGGUGCUCCCAACAUCCAAGUUAAGGUCAAAGGCGAAGAUAAGGUCUUCACUCCUGAAGAAAUCUCUGGUAUGGUCUUGACUAAGAUGAAGGAAACUGCUGAAGCUUAUCUCGGUAAGCCCGUUACUCACGCUGUUGUUACUGUUCCUGCCUACUUCAACGAUGCUCAACGUCAAGCUACCAAGGAUGCCGGUACUAUUGCUGGUCUUAACAUCAUCCGUAUCCUCAACGAACCUACUGCCGCUGCUAUUGCUUACGGCUUGGAUAAGACCGACGGUGAAAAGAAUGUUCUUGUUUACGAUUUGGGUGGUGGUACCUUUGAUGUCUCUCUCUUGUCUAUUGAUGAUGGUAUCUUUGAAGUCUUGGCUACUGCUGGUGAUACUCACUUGGGUGGUGAAGAUUUCGAUGCCCGUGUCAUUGAUCACUUUGUCAAGGUCUGGAAGAAGAAGAACGGUGAUGACAUUACCACUGACCUCAAGGCCAUGAGUAAGCUUAAGCGUGAAGUUGAAAACGCCAAGCGCGCCCUCUCUUCUCAAAUGUCUGUCCGUAUUGAAAUCGAAUCUUUCUACAAGGGUAAGGACUUCUCCGAAACUUUGACUCGUGCCAAGUUUGAAGAACUCAACAACGACUUGUUCCGUAAGACUUUGAAGCCUGUUGAACAAGUUAUUAAGGAUGCUGGUUUCACUAAGGAUAAGGUUGAUGAAAUCGUCCUCGUUGGUGGUUCUACUCGUAUUCCCAAGGUUCAAAAGCUCCUCGAAGACUACUUCAACGGUAAGAAGCCCUCUAAGGGUAUUAACCCUGAUGAAGCUGUUGCUUUCGGUGCUGCUGUUCAAGGUGGUAUUCUUUCUGGUGAAGAAUCCUCUGACAAGGUCUUGUUGUUGGAUGUUAACCCCUUGACUCUCGGUAUUGAAACUACUGGUGGUGUCAUGACCAAGCUUAUCCCUCGUAACACUGUCAUUCCUACCAAGAAGUCUCAAAUCUUCUCUACUGCUGCUGAUAACCAACCCACUGUCUUGAUUCAAGUCUUUGAAGGUGAACGUGCCUUGACCAAGGAUAACAACCAACUUGGUAAGUUUGAAUUGAACGGUAUUGCUCCUGCUCCCCGUGGUGUUCCUCAAAUCGAAGUUACCUUUGAAAUUGAUGCCAACGGUAUCUUGAAGGUCAGCGCUGCUGAUAAGGCCUCUGGCAAGUCUGAAUCCAUCACUAUCACCAACGAUAAGGGCCGUCUUUCUGAAGAAGAUAUUGAACGUAUGGUCAGAGAAGCUGAAGAAUUCGCUGAAGAAGAUAAGGCUGUUCGUGAACGUACUGAAUCCAAGAACAAGUUGGAAAACUACAUCUACACUGUCAAGAGUCAAUUGGCUGAAGAUGGUGCUCUUGCCACCAAGAUUUCCGCUGAAGACAAGGAAGCCAUUGAAGAUGCUAUCAAGGAUAAGCUCGCUUGGAUCGAUGAAAACCCUACUGCUCUUCGUGAAGACUUUGACGAAAAGCGUGAAGAAUUAGAAUCUGUCAUCAACCCCAUCACUACCAAGUUGUAUGCUGAUGGCUCCUCUGCUGGUUCUGAUGAACCUUUGAGAGAUCACGAUGAAUUGUAA
This is a messenger RNA of Gilbertella persicaria, 1974 nucleotides long. RefSeq names its product heat shock protein 70. The record is from RefSeq and is a predicted model, not a curated record. The transcript is spliced from 2 exons. Bases 1 to 1974 code for a protein of 657 amino acids. Gene Ontology annotation, molecular function: ATP hydrolysis activity; misfolded protein binding; heat shock protein binding. Lineage: Eukaryota; Fungi; Mucoromycota; Mucoromycetes; Mucorales; Choanephoraceae. Gene Ontology annotation, cellular component: endoplasmic reticulum lumen; cytoplasm; nucleus. Gene Ontology annotation, biological process: protein refolding; endoplasmic reticulum unfolded protein response; cellular response to unfolded protein.